UCAAAUAUUAUAAUAAGAUAGGUAAUGUCCAAAAUCCACAACUUCUCAUAGCAGGAUAUAAAACCCCAAGAAACGUUUUAAAUUUAGAACUUCUUGGUUAAAAAAAUAGAAUUAUCCAUAAAGAAAUAUACCUGAAUGGGAAUUUGGUUGCAAAUAAAUAUUAAGCUUAUUUUCCGGUGUUUAAAUUCCGAAUUUUUAGAGAUUAAAUUAUCUCCCUUUGUGGAACUCUCGUGUAAAGAAGAUAAAGAAGAAUGAUUGGAGAAAGCAGAUGUCAACAAGAUGGAUGGUUUGAAAUGUAGUUUUGGUGAACAUUGUAAAGAGAAAGCAGAUUAUAUACUUCAAGACUGUAAGAAAGAGACUUCAGCACACUUGAGAUUUUUUAAAUGUACCUCUGAGUCAGAUUUUGCACACAUACCAGAACCAUUGUUAAUUCUUAACCGUGCUGGUGUGCAUGGGCUGAGGCUGUCAAAGUUCAGCGGACGUAUAUGUGCUAAACACAGGCAAGAAUUUGGGAUUCAAUGGAAAAGAAAAAGGAGAACAUGCUGUCAUCCACUACAUGACAAAUCUCAAUCUGGCACAGUCGCGAGGGGUAUUACAUUCAUUCAAAGCCGAGAGAUAUGGAUGAAGCUGAGCACACAUGUUCCCACUGGUUCUGGUGUUUGCAGAAGAUGUAUUGAGAAGCAUAAACACUGUUUCAAGAAUAAUGCAGAUAUGAAGGAGGAGUUGAAAGAAAUAUGCUGUUUAUUAGAGAGAACUACAGAUUCUGAAGCAAUGGAUGCUGAUGGAUCUUUUUCUCACCCAAGAGAGGACCAAGAGAAUGAAAGGCAACUGUUUGUGCCUGAAGACAGUAUGGAAAUAUCAGACACGGAUAGAAGAAUUGAUGCUCCAGAAAUUACCAAAAGCGAUAGUGCACCAUGCUCUCAGACAACAGAUUCGGAUUUUGAUCUUCUGUCAUCUCAGAAAACUGUGGGGUCUGAUUGGUCCAAAGAUGAAAGAUCACAGCGUGAAAUCUUUAAUGAAGCUAUGGAAUUAAUGUCAGAUGGAAAGUACUCCCCUUUAAAAUCACAGCCAUCAAUGAAUCUUGAUCAACUUCAGUAUUCAACGAGAAUGUACUACAUACGUCAAGCUCGUACUGCCUUCCAAUAUGUUUGUGAAAGCAUUGCACCAUCCCAGGGCUCCCUCUUGAUGAAGGAUGUCUUGGAAAGCAUAAAACCUAAAGAUCAGGAACCCAGACCUAAAGAUCCCCUCACAGAGACUGUUGUAGAAGCUUACCGAAAAGCUGAAGAUUACACAACUAAGAUACAGAUUUUGUCCAUAAUUGUGGGAAUGUACACUAAGUCAGAGCUUCAGACUUUUAUUGAAGGAUUGACCAUCUACAAAAUUGAUGCUGCAAGAAAGUACGCUUCAACACAUGGACCUGGACAGUAUGUAGCUCCACCAAAAAUAUCCCGACUGCGCCUUUCAAAGGAGAAAAUUCAUCACUUUAUUGAAUUCAUUUCUGCUCCGUGUUAUCUUCAAGUUGUUGGAUUUGGAUCAAAAAACUUGAAAUUAUCCUCAGGCCUUACAGUGAAAGUUCCAAAGAUGAUUAGAACAAUGAUUGCUUCUCGGAUUAUUACAGCAUAUGAAAACUACUGCAAGGAGAAUUCUCUAAUUUCUCCAUCCAGGGCAACUCUUUACAAAAUUAUCAAGGCAUGUGCAGCCUCUCAGCUUCAAUCUCUUCAUGCUGCAUCUAAAGAGUGGGUUUAG
This is a messenger RNA of Magallana angulata, 1746 nucleotides long. RefSeq lists its product as uncharacterized. Lineage: Eukaryota; Metazoa; Mollusca; Bivalvia; Ostreida; Ostreidae. Bases 280 to 1746 code for a protein of 488 amino acids. The record is from RefSeq and is a predicted model, not a curated record. The transcript has 7 exons.